GAUGGUCAAACACACGGAGAGUUCACUCUUCUAAGAGUUCAUCUCCUCUGUCCUUGUGGAACGUGGCCCGUCGCAACUGUCCCGAAGCAUUCGUCGACGCAGGAUUGCCAGGCAAGAUGGAAGGGCCGCGCUCGUAGUGUUAAGUCAUUCACCGCGUCAUCGGGCUUGGAGGCAACGCCCCGGCCACAGAGCCCAGCAGCGCUCAUGUCUUCCAGCCGGGCACCCAGCUCUGGCACGGCACGGAGCUCGCCACAGCUGCUACAGGAGGCAAAACAGCUCAAGGCUAGCCUCAAGGCGCUCUUAGAGGAGAGCCAUGCAAAGCCCAGUAGUGGAGAGGUCGAGUUCGCCAGGAAGAACCUGCGGAAUACGCUUCUGAAUCUCCUCUUCGGGCAUCCAUUCACCCGCGACUCGCACGGCAUCGACGUCUUUUUAUGGAUUGAGACCACGCAUCCGCUUGUAGCAUCCUACCGCGCGCUGCUUUCUGAUCUUAAGAAAGUUAUCCACGCAGGUAAAGUUCCCUACACAGCCGAUGGCAACGAUGCCGCGGCCGCUCAGCCAGCUCUUAACAAGUCUGCCAAAAAGCAAAAGGCGGCAGAGUACUCAAAGACGCUGUCGGACUUUCGCAAAUUUCUAGCUGCAGAAGAGACCUUUUGGCAGGAGUUGGCCAGCCGCGUCGUCCGAGUCUUUGGCUUGGAAGAGGCUCGCGUAUGCCUCGAAGCCCUGGACAUCCCUUGCGAUGACAAUGUCAGCGCAUCAGAUGCGACAUGGACAACGUCCGGAGAUAUGACGUCUGCAGCGUUUGAUCGGUCAGCUCGUGUUGCCCCUGCGCCAAGAGAGGUAGAAGGGGAUGUCAAAUAUGCUGCCCAGCAGCCGAGCAACCGUCACCGACUCCUCGAUGUGAUGCACAAGGCACUCAUCUGCUGCGGGGAUCUUGCGAGGUACAGAGAGAUGUACAACGAGCCGCAGAGUCGUUCCGAAGGCCCACAAACUAAUCGCGAGGGUAAAGGUGUUUCCAAAUGUGGCCGUGGUGGUUCCAAUGGCCAACGGCUUCGACCGGUGCUAAAGAAGGCUGAGUACAGCCGAGCAGUCGCCUGUUACGAGCAAGCACGGACGCUACUCCCCAAUAAUGGCAAUCCAUCCAAUCAAAUUGCAGUGAUCGCCAUGUAUCACCACGAUCACUUCAGUGCCGUCUAUCACUACUACCGGGCGCUUUGCGUCAAGACGCCAUUCGAUUCGGCUCGUCAAAAUCUUGAAAGUACAUUCAAAAAGGCUUUGGGGUUGUGGAGAAACGAUGGUGCCUCAAGCGCAAAAGCCGUCGCGAACCGAAAGCGUGACCGCACCACAGAUAUUUGGCUUCCAGACUUUGUUGCACUACACGCCAUGUUCUACCUCAGAGCUAGCUUGAAGGACAUGCUUGUACUGGCUGGAAGAGUCCACGCGAAUUUGGCCGCUUUACUUCGCGACCGCGCUUUGCAGACCGACCAAGUGGUACACCUCAUCGUCAUUGCCCUUUCUGCAUCCUGGACCGCCAGGCUAUGGAAAAGCUCUGCAUCCUCGAAAUCUGACGCGACGAGUAACACAAAUCCUGCGGCAUUGGUGCUUGAGCGCAGGCAUCGGCUUAGCGUCGAACUGCAGAUAAUGAGCCACGUACUGGUCUUAUUCAAGGUCUUGGCCGACAUUUCUCGCUCCGAGUGCGACGAGGCAGUCCAAGCUGCUCGCGAUGCUGGCACUGUUCCCAUGAAUCAGAAAGCUGUUUCGACGAACAUCACCGCAGUCUUUCGGCGCAUGCUCCCGGCGCUCCGAAUCUGCAACAAGUGGAUCAAGAGCCAUCUCGACUACGUACAGCGAUCUACGGAAAAGGCUGCCAAAGCCGAGGAAGAUUUGCGGCAAGCUCUUCAGGGAGCAACAAACUAUUCUGUGUACGGAUCAGCAAAGUCGGAUCAAAAUGCAGCAGAUCAAAGCGUCAUCGAAAAUGUGACGGCCUUCUGGCGCUCGUACACCGACUUUAUGAACAGCCUCCGUUUUGCGUUCCCAUACGACAUGUUACCAGUCCUUGGCUCAGACGGUCCGCUUGGGGUUCCUUCUCUGUGUUUGGAAGAGGACCUCGAUAUGCGUGGCUUCGCCCCUAUCAAAAGGGCAAUGAUUCCGUUUGCAAAUGCGGGAAUGGGGGAUGCGUACGGCGUAGUCAGAAGCAAUGAGGCGCACCCCAACGAGGAGCAGCUCAUGCGCAUCUCAGACCUGCUUGUGGACGCCAAAGUCAUCGCCGAGUCCAGUGCCAGUCCGAUCGUCUAUGACGAUCUGCAAAAUGCUUUCUUUUUCCCAGCAGAUGUUAUCAAAGGCAAACGCCAGCUCCCGGGUGUGCUUGAAAAGCCAAAAGAUGCACCUACCACAGAUGGAAUGUCCGAAGGUGCUUCAGAGGCUACGGAGGACGUUGUGGAUCUCGCCAUGCAAGCGGUUGACCGCCGCGAAGGCGGGGACGAGUUGUCGAGAUUUACGGCUGAAGAAGAAGAAGAGGACGAACAUAUUCUCAUUCCUCAAGUCGCGAAGCCACAAGCGCAUCCGCUUGCCGGGAUGUUGCAACAACCGUCGUCUGCAUUCGAGGAUGCUGGUCGCGGUCCAGCCCCAGCCACAGCGCAAGAUCUACUGCUGCAAGUCCUCAACGGACCCAAGCAGCCAUCAACGGCACCACCUGGGGCGGAGCACUCUACCGCACUGCGCAGCCAAGCGUCUGCACUCCCGCGAGGGCACAUGCUGUUUGGAGGUAUUGGCAGCUCUCAGCACUCGUCUCUUGGCCCAUCGAGCAACAUCUGGUCUCCUGGGCCUGGUGAUGCUCACCGGCUGACACCUGGGCCUGGCGAAAGUGCAUGGCGUAGCGACGCAAACGCUAGCCCACUUCCACCUCCAGGCCACCCGGCUGCCUCGGCCUUCCACGAAGCGUUUUCUACCAGCCGAGGAGAGAACCCGGCAGGUGUCAUUGGCAGACCGUGCGCGCCAAGCUCACAAAGUGGUCUCACGGCUCAGAAGGACACCCUUUUCUACAAUGGCUGAAGCUCAGAAACGUGCGCGAUAAUCAUACCAUUAUCCCACCAGUCGCGCAGCCCCAUGUUCGCCUCUGGCGAAAGGCCUGCUGUUGCGCGCUGGUGCUGCUGCGGCUUGCAUGGCCAGGCUUCCCCGCGAGCCGUAGUGCACAAUGAGGGCUGAUCACACAUUACCAUGCAAGCAUCCUGUGGUCGGAUCUUGAAUAGGCCCAUUUGGCGCAUUGUCCCUUGGCUUCGCAUGCAGUGGCUCGGGCCUGCUCGCAUCAUACAUGUCAAAUCGGAAAGGUGGUGCUCCGUCAUAGAAAGCCUGCCUCUUUACCGCUUUCCUUCUCUUGCGCGUAUUACAACAGGACCAUUGGCUUCGAAGGCGUUUCGUUCGCGUUGAGGCUCUAUUUUGUAUUAUGCGAAAGUAAACAAAAAGGAGAGAC
This is a messenger RNA of Tilletiaria anomala UBC 951, 3466 nucleotides long. RefSeq lists its product as uncharacterized. Gene Ontology annotation, molecular function: telomerase RNA binding; protein binding; telomeric repeat DNA binding. The transcript has 2 exons. Gene Ontology annotation, cellular component: telomerase holoenzyme complex. The record is from RefSeq and is a predicted model, not a curated record. Bases 205 to 3048 code for a protein of 947 amino acids. Gene Ontology annotation, biological process: nuclear-transcribed mRNA catabolic process, nonsense-mediated decay. NCBI's taxonomy places the organism in Eukaryota, Fungi, Basidiomycota, Exobasidiomycetes, Georgefischeriales, Tilletiariaceae.